CUUAGCUGUCCAGGAGUCUCAUCUCAUCUCUCUCUGUCUCUCUCUGUUUCCCCUUCUUGCCCUGAGGAGGAACAAUGGCUCAAAAAUCAGUCAGAGUCUCUAAGAAUUUUAGCACCUCUUCAGCUGUUAUCCCAGGUGGCCGAACUAGCUUCAGCACGGUUUCGGUCUCCCGGGGAGGUGGUGCAGGAUUUGGACGUGCCAGUGGUGCCAUUGGUAGCAGAAGCCUCCAUGGCUUUGGAGCAAGUAGAAUAAUCUCCAUGGGUGGCUACCGUACUAUUUCCAGAUCUGGAUAUGGUUAUGGAUUAGGUCAUGGAGGAGUUGCGUACCGGAUUGGUGGUGGUGGCGGCUAUGGCUAUGGAGCGGGCGCUGGGGGCAUCCAUGAGGUUACCGUCAACCCAAACCUCCUGGCGCCUCUGAACUUGGAGAUUGACCCCACCAUCCAGAAGGUGAGGAAGGAAGAGAAGGAGCAGAUCAAGACACUCAACAACAAAUUUGCCUCCUUCAUUGAUAAGGUCCGUUUCCUGGAGCAACAGAACCAAGUGCUAGAGACCAAAUGGAGCCUCUUGCAGGAGCAAAUGGUCAUCCGGCUUAACCUUGAAGAAUUAUUUGAGUCAUACAUCAGUAAUCUAAGAAAAGAGCGGGAUAAUAUUAUGGGACAGAGACCACAAUUAGACACGGAUCUGAAGAACAUGCAGGAUACUGUAGACGACUUCAGGAUGAGGCUUGCUGAAGAGGGAGUUGGCGCCAUAAAUAUCCCUGUGUUCCAUUCAUCUGGAGGCAUGAGCUACGGUGGUGGAAGUGCCAUGGGCCUUGCAGGUGGCGUUGGCCUUGGCUACUGAGGAGGCCUCAGCAUUGGCUACGGAGGAGGCCUCAGCAUUGUAAUCAAACUACCACAACACUUGUGACUUUUGUGUUUAUGUUGAAUCUUUCCAAUUU
Molecule: messenger RNA, 936 nt
Organism: Lacerta agilis (Sand lizard)
Lineage: Eukaryota; Metazoa; Chordata; Lepidosauria; Squamata; Lacertidae
Product: keratin, type II cytoskeletal 5-like
Exons: 4
Coding region: 75-839 (254 amino acids)
Biological process (GO): intermediate filament organization; keratinization
Cellular component (GO): keratin filament
Molecular function (GO): structural constituent of skin epidermis
Source: RefSeq, a predicted model, not a curated record